Messenger RNA from Cataglyphis hispanica, 799 nucleotides. RefSeq lists its product as uncharacterized. NCBI's taxonomy places the organism in Eukaryota, Metazoa, Arthropoda, Insecta, Hymenoptera, Formicidae. The transcript has 4 exons. The record is from RefSeq and is a predicted model, not a curated record. The coding region runs from base 141 to 500 and encodes 119 amino acids.
CUUUAUAAGCGACAUCCCCGGAGAACAAAACGCAGAAUCGUAUCGACAAACAACGCAGUUUGCAACGCACAGCACGCACCAGUCGUCGCGAAUCUUUUUUCGAAGUCACUCGAUCGAGAUUAGGACAGACAGAGUCCAAGAUGCGCCCCCACGCAAUCGCUUUGCUCGUGUUUGGAAUAAUGGCCGCCGUGGCUUUGGCAUCACCGUUACCUGGGGGCCAUCAUCAUGAACAUUUCGUGAUCCAUGUACCUUAUAAGGUGCAUACGGUUCAUCAUCAUCAUGUAAAGAAAAUACACGUACCGGUACAUCACGUCGAAAAAGUAUCCGUUCCCGUUCCGUAUCCGGUGCAUCAUGUCGAGAAGGUACCUGUUCCAGUACCUGUGCAUCACGUCGAGAAGGUACCCGUACCUUACCCGGUUGUAGAAAAGGUUCCCAUACCUGUUCAUGUACCCGUACAUGUACCCAUACAUGAGGAGAAGCCACAUGGGGGUUGGCUUUAAAAACAACGCUUAAUCUUCGGCUUUAAUCGUCUUAGGUUAUAUAUAUAUAUAUAAGGAGUCUGAGUAAAUAAAAGUUACAUAAAAUUUAUUCUUGAUACGGAUCUACUGAUAAAAAAUUUUUUCAUCGAAAUAUAAAUGAGAACGAAGCAGUACAAAAUUACUCAAGCCGCCUGUAUAGCAUUUAAGGAGUUAGGAUAAGAACCAAAUACUCUGUAUACACGUGUGUAUACACACAAAGAUACUUGUACAUAUUUUUACAUUGUCAUUAUUUUGUAUAAUAAAAGUGUGAUAAAAAAGGA